Molecule: messenger RNA, 1368 nt
Organism: Solanum pennellii
Lineage: Eukaryota; Viridiplantae; Streptophyta; Magnoliopsida; Solanales; Solanaceae
Product: probable 2-oxoglutarate-dependent dioxygenase At5g05600
Exons: 3
Coding region: 143-1231 (362 amino acids)
Source: RefSeq, a predicted model, not a curated record
UCACGUUUCUCAACUAGCUAACGCCAAUUUUGCUUCUUCUAAUCAUUAUCUCACCUUUUCCAUAACCGACAAAAUUAGUACUAUAAAUAGUUAGCAGUACUGAACAAACGAUUCGAUCAAUCACUACAACUUAGUAAUAAUCAUGAGCCGAUUACAAAGUUGGCCCGAACCGAUUAUUCGAGUUCAUGAACUAUCCGAAAGUGGAAUUAAAAAAAUUCCCGAAAAUUUUGUGAAGCUCCCAUCGGAGAGGCCAAGUUCGAUAACAACGUUGUCGUCAUCAUCACAUGUUGAUAAUAUUCCAUUAAUUGACCUUGAAAACUUGAAUUCAUCGGAUGAAUCCAUUCGCGAUGAGACAAUGGAACUCAUUUCCAAGGCUUGUCGCGAAUGGGGUUUCUUCCAAGUGGUGAACCACGGCGUUAGCCAUGAACUUAUGGCUAACGCACGUAGUGUCUGGCGGGAGUUCUUUCAUCUCCCGCUAGAUGAGAAGCAGAAGUUUGCGAAUUCGCCCAUUACUUAUGAGGGUUAUGGAAGUAGACUUGGUGUCGUGAAAGGUGCUAAAUUGGAUUGGUGUGAUUAUUUCUUCCUUCAUUAUCUUCCUGAGAAGUUGAAGGAUGAGAAUAAAUGGCCUAGUCUUCCUAUUUCAUGCAGGCAUAUAAUUGGUGAAUAUGGAGAAGAAGUAAUGAAAUUAUGUGAAAGAUUAACGAAAAUCUUAUCGAUAAACCUUGGAUUAAAUGAAGAUUAUCUACACACAAAAUUUGGUGGAGACAAUGAAAGAGGUGCAUGUUUAAGGGUUAAUUUUUACCCUAAAUGUCCCCAACCUGACCUAACACUUGGACUCUCUCCCCACUCUGAUCCUGGUGGCAUGACCCUUCUCCUCCCCGACACCGACGUCCCCGGCCUCCAAGUCCGUCGUGGUGAUGACUGGAUAACGGUUAAACCGGUUCCUAAUGCCUUUAUUGUCAACAUAGGAGAUCAAAUUCAGGUAUUAAGCAACGCAAUAUACAAGAGCAUAGAGCAUCGUGUGAUCGUUAAUUCUGCUAAAGAACGUGUUUCUUUAGCGUUCUUCUACAAUCCAGGAGGUGACAUUCUCAUUAAACCUGCAGAUGAACUCGUGACGGAGGAGCGGCCGGCGUUAUAUUUACCGAUGACGUUCAACGAGUAUCGAGCUUUUAUUAGAACAAAGGGUCCUUGUGGAAAAUCUCAAGUUGAAUCACUAAAAUCACCAAGAUAAAUAAUUACAUUCUUUUUUUAAUUUCUAGCUAUAGGCCCGUUUAAGUAUUGCAUAAUUUUGAUUUGAUAUUUCCAUCAUGUCAUGUCUAUUGUGUUUUUGCUAAAUUCAGCUUCUUUAUAAAGGAACUUCAAUAUAUA